AUGGGAUGCGGGGCGGCCUCCGGCCAGGGUACAGAGGUCCACCCGGAGAUCCAGGCGAAGCGGGGAAGAGUCGAUCUGCAGCAAGUUUUCCAGGCUUUUCCCGAGUACGACUUGCCAUUGCCGACUGCCCCAACUCGUCGCACGGAGAGUCACAGCAAGGAGCCGACGAAGGGCCGGGACAGCAAGCCAAAGCCGCGCCUCGAAAGCAUGGCGUUGCCCACCGAAGUCUCGGAGGAAGCCGAGGCCGACUGGUCGUCUUGGGAUUCGGCCGAGUGGCGGGACAACUUCUCUUCGGACAAGCCGCAGCCACCUGGCCGGCGGCUGCACGAGUGGCACGUACGACGGCUCAACGAGUUCCGGACACGGAUGGAGGAGCGGCCGCAGCUUCUUGAGAAGACGGUGAAGAGAAGGCGCAGCCGUAGCCCUUGA
Molecule: messenger RNA, 429 nt
Organism: Symbiodinium necroappetens
Lineage: Eukaryota; Dinophyceae; Suessiales; Symbiodiniaceae
Source: the annotation of a GenBank genome assembly